CACGGACGGACGAGUGUGUUCAUCAACUUCUUCGCGGAGGCGCGCAAUCAACUCCAUCACACACACACACACACACAUAACGUAUACAUAUAUAUAAACGUAUUCUCCCAGCAGAAGCAGCAGCAGUGGCCCACAAUAACGUCCCGUCGAUCACGCUCGCCGGUCGUCCACACAAUAAUAAAAUAUUACUCUGCCACCGCUGCGCGUGUGUGUGUGCGUGUGCUCAUCGUCGCCGCCGCCACCACCGUUGUCGUCGUUGUCGCGUCGUCGUCGUCGUCGCCGUCGCCGUCGUCGUCCGUCGUCGCGGUCGUCUCGCCGGACUUUACUCGCUCGACGUCAUCCCACCACUACACAUCAUCAUCCGUAACCACUACCGCCACACACAAUCGUCUCCGCUGCCGCCGCCACCGCCAAAACAACCACCACCGUCACCUCCACCGCCACAUCCACACCGCAACCACCACCGUCGCCACUACCGCCACCACAUUAGAUCCUCCACUGCCGUGUAAUAACCGUCAUCACACCACCAUCACACCGCUGCCUGUACCUAUCCUCUCGAGUACCCGUUGGAUGGCUAGCGGCCGCCAAACGUAACGGCAGCCUACGUUCUUGUUCCCGCCAGACCACUGUAGAGGAUAAUACCUACUACGCGACCCAUCCGGUUCCAGGUCGUUUAGGAUAAGACCGCUGCCACCAUCUCCACCACCACGCGAACCUCAUCCACAACCAUCGCUACCGACACCGGAACCGCAGUCACUCGGUAGAUCAACUACUGCAGCAUCACUUAUAGCGUACACGCAAUCGGACGCUUACAAAACCAACAGUCAAUCAAAGUAACUCGAAUAAUCAAGGAUUACAGGGAUUUCAACGAAAGGACCAAAUGGACGCCAAAUCGAAAGAUGACUCCAAUAUCAGCCUCACACUUCGGCUAAUAAUGCAAGGAAAGGAAGUUGGUAGUAUAAUAGGAAAAAAAGGAGAAAUUGUUAAGCGGUUCAGAGAAGAGUCUGGUGCCAAAAUCAAUAUAUCUGAUGGUUCUUGUCCAGAGAGAAUAGUUACCAUAUCAGGAUCUACUGAAGCCAUCUACAAAGCAUUUUCUUUAAUAUGCACAAAAGUUGAAGAGUUUAUUGAAAUGCAAAAUGGCAAAACUGGUGCAACAGCGAUCGGGAAAUGUGGUAUGACCCUUCGGCUUAUUGUUCCAGCAUCUCAGUGUGGAUCUUUAAUUGGAAAGGGUGGUAAUAAAAUCAAAGAAAUUAGAGAAGCUACAGGAGCACAGAUACAAGUAGCUUCAGAUGUACUUCCUCAAUCUACAGAGAGGGCGGUUACAUUAACUGGUACGAGGGAUUCAAUAACGCAGUGUAUAUUUCACAUUUGUGCAGUUAUGGUGGAAUCACCUCCUAAGGGUGUUACAAUACCGUAUCGUGCUAAACCUCAGAUGGGCGCACCAGUCAUUCUAGCCGGAGGACAAGCGUUUACUCUAGCAAGUGCAGGAUCUGCGGCGGGUUGUGAUGUAGGCACCAUGAUGGUAGGUGGUGGCCCAUAUAACGCCCCAAUGCUUAUGGUGCCUCCAUCGCCUGGUGCAGCAGCAAGUCUAGGUUUAAUUGAUCCACUGGACUAUCCCCUGCUUAAAAAUGCAUUUGGACCUUCACAAUUGGGGAAAUUGACUGGGAAUCCGUUAGCUGGUCUUGCGGCACUUGGACUUGGAAGCUUGGGAGGACCCGCAAACUCAUUUAAUCCAGCUGCAUUGGCGGCAUUAGCUGGUAGCCAGUUAAGAUCUAAUGGUUCUGGUGCCAAUAUUAACAGUAGAUCUGGAGGCGGUCAACAAACUCAUGAAAUGACUGUACCAAAUGACUUAAUUGGGUGCAUCAUUGGCAAGGGAGGUACUAAAAUCGCUGAAAUUAGGCAAAUCAGUGGAGCAAUGAUACGGAUCUCAAACUGUGAAGACCGCGAAGGAAGUGCCAGCACGGAUAGGACCAUAACGAUAACUGGAAAUCCUGACUCAGUGGCUUUAGCUCAGUACUUAAUCAACAUGAGGAUAUCUAUGGAGACUGCUGGACUAGCCUUGCCAGGCUAUCAUUACGUAUCACCUAAUCACAUUGUCAAGUCACCGAUUCAUUAAAUCAAUGUACGAAAGAGAUCAGUUUUACAACACUUGGGCAUUGGAAAAGCAAAAUGAUAAUGAACAUCAAAAAUAAGGUAUUACAUAUUUAUCCAACGAUGAUGAUAAAUUUUUUCAAAUUUUCCUGUAUUAAUAGGUUAUGAACUUAUAAUUAAUCUUUUGUAUUAUUAUUAUUAUAGUUAUUAUUUAUUUUACUAUAGUAUUCAUAUUUAAUGUUUCGUUUUAUUUUUAUUUUUAACCUAAUAUUAGCGUUAAUGUUUUCAAUGUUAAUGUAUAAUAAUUAUUAUUAGUUAAGUUAAGUAUGCGCGUUAUAACUAUUAUAACUGUUCGUGUUUAUUCUUUGAAUUGUAUUAUUUGUUUAGUGUUCUAUUUGUUAAUUUCUAAGUUGUUAUUUUUUUUCCGUUCACACAUUUUGUUGCUUAAAUUUUUAAAACAUACCAAAUGUUUUUACACAAUUGAGAAUUAGUUAAGGUACAAAUAGGCACUAAUAUUUAAAUUGUUCGUGUGUGUCAAUAGAAUCGGAAAUUUUUAUUUUUGCUGUCAAAAUGCAUUUCUGCAUUGACUGUCAGAUGAAGCAAUACCUACAAUAAAAUAGGUUAAUAUAAAAUGUAUAAAAAUAUAAUAUUCUAUAGUAAUCGUAUACAGGGUGAGUCGGAUAAUAGUUUAGAACGUAUCCAUUUAUAAAGACACUAUAGCUAAGUCCAACUGAGUAUACAUGUACUAAUAUAAGGUAAAAACAAUUUGGUACCUAAUUUGAGUGUUUUUAGCAAUGGUCAAUUUGUCGUCCAUUCUCAAUGCCGAAUAACAUUAUAGUGUCAUUCAGUUACCACAUAAGUUCUACCGUCCCACCCUGUAUAGUUUCCUAUAAUAUAAUUAUGUUAACUUCUAAAUAUUGAUUUCUGAUCUACUAUUAAAAUCCUUUAUAUUAUAGGUUUAUAAAAUCCACAAUAAUCAAUUACUUACACGACUUAGGAUAUUAUGUUGUAUUCUUAGCUUACCUACAUUUUUAAUUAAAAUUAUCGGCAAAACAAAUUAAUAUAGUGCCAAAAAAAAAAUAAUAUUAAUUUAUAAAACAAGCCAUCUUUGCUGGUUGAUAUGUGAAAAUAUGUGCCAAAUACUAAAAUUAUAUAUAUAUAAAUAUAUAUAUAUAUAAUAUUAUAAGAUGUAGCAAUAAUAAAUAAUAUAUUUUAUGAAAAUUAUGAAUUAAUGACCUUACUGGCAUUAGUACAUAUAUUACAUAGGGAUAAAUAUAAUAUUUUCCAAUAGAUAAAUUUUGUUUAGAAGCUUUAAACAUAAACGCUAUUUAAAUAUAUCUCUCUUAGACGCACUCUAUUUAUUAGUAAUUAGCAUUACGCUAAAUAUAAAUAUAAACGUUUUGUUUUUUAUAUAUUAUUUUUUAAAACAAGUUUAUAUAGACACCAAAGUCUUACCAAUAUGAGGUACAUAAACUGUACACUGUGUCAAAACUCAAAGGACAAAGGCGAAAGGGUAUGCCACCGGGGGCAAAUAAAAGGUUAGUGAAAAUAAUUACAAACUUAUCGUCAAUAUAAUAUGUUCUUGGCGCGCACAAUUUUUUUUAUCUUCAACACAAGUUAUGUUUUAUUUUAUUUUUCAUUCAAAUUAUAUAAAUGUAGUUAAUUAAAAAUAUUUUUUGUAACGUAUUCUUGUAGUUUAAUAUAUAUUUUUUUUUUUCAUAAACUACAUAAAAACAAAUAAAGUGUGAUAUAAUAAUUAGUCAGGGACGCAUAAACUUUGGUAUCUUGACCCAUAGUUCAAUGAACGAAAUGCAGCACAUAUUAUAUUUUAAUAGAUUUUCAUACAGAAUAAUUUGGACAACAUUGUAGCAAAUAGCAUGAAAUUUCUAAUAAUCAUAAUAAACGUUUAAAAAAAUUAAAUAAUUUAAUCUAAUUUUUAAAAUUUAGAAUAUUUUAACAAUAAUAAUAAUAUCGUUUAUUAUCAUAAACAUUAGAGACAAUCAUGAAUUUUUAUUUUAGAUAUUACUCUAAUUUUUUUUAGCCACAUAGAAAAUUUAAAAACAUUUUUAAUUCGCAAUAUUUAAUGAAAAACUGAUUUACGAUCAACAACAUAUUUGGGUGUAAACAAUAAAUUGUCAUCUGAACAGUAACCGUUGAUAAAAUAUACACAAAUGCAUAAUUUUUUUUUAAUUUUUUUUUUAAAUGUUUAUGUACAAGAUAAUAUAUGCAUUUUAUAUUUAUAAACAUUUAUAAACUAUUUAAAGUAAAUUAAGCGCGUGCUAAAAAAAUAAUAAUAAUAAUAAUAAAAAUUUUUGUGAAACACAAAAAGGGUAAGAAUUGUUUUUAUAAUAUGUAUAAAUAGAUGUAUACAUAUUUGUUUUGUUUGAUCUCAUUAAAUUAAUUACAAAAAAAAAACAAUAUUCACACAGAAAUGUAAGAGAACUUAUUAUUUUAUAAUUAUUAGUUUUGUUAUUAUUAAUCUUGAUUUCAACAAAAUAAAAUAAAACCAUAUUUGAGAAUCUAACAUAUCCCAAACAGAACCCAACUGAGUGAUGACGAUUAUCACGAAUAAAUAGCAUAUCGCGUAUACCAGCAUAUCCAUUUUCCGCACACGACCAUAUCAUGACGAAUCGAGUGAAUUUGUUUUUUUUUCUAAUUUGUUUUGUGCCCUAAUCUGAUCAAUCUGCCACUAUCUUUAGUGGUGUUUAGGAAUCUAAAAUAAAAUGUUAAAACUUACAGAUCACUGUUAUACCUAAUGCCAGCAGCUAACAAUACGAUGGUAUAUAGGAUUAUUGUAAACCAAAUUAUUUUAUCACCAAAACAUUAUUUAUUAUUGUAUUAUUAUUAUUAUUAUUAUUAUUAUUAGUCGUAGUAUUGUUAACCACCUAUUAACCAUAAUUAUUAGAUUAUAUUGAUUGUAUACCUAGUUAUUUUAGUUAGACACUUAAGUUUUACUGUUUUAAGGAUAUUUACGUUAAUCCAGUAGUCUAAGUAUUAUUGUCAUUAUAACUCCUAGAAUUUGGUUUUUCUAACCUUUUGUAAAACUCUAUCUCCUCUCUCUCCCUAUCCCCCUCUCUCUUACUCUUUCUCUCUAUCUAUCUAUCUCUAUCUGUCUCUGUAUCUGUCUCUCUCUCUGUCUCCCUCAUUCUCUCUUAUAAUUAUGAUAUGAAUACCUUAAAACUAAUUUACACGUCUUACAUUAAAAAAAAAAUUAUAUAUAUUAUUAAAUAUUGUGAAUUACGAUUUCAAUAUUGUCACUAUUAUUAUAAUAUUAUAGUAUUUAGUCUCUAGUCAAGUUUACCAUUUAAUCCGUAGUAUUUUGACAAUGCUAAAAUAUAAGCUAUUGUAUUUUAACUUUGUUUGUUCGAUAUUGUAUAUCGCAGGGUUUAAAAAAAAUAACAAUUAUUAUGCUUACACAGUUGUAUUUAAAUACAUAUUAUAUAUUAUAUCCUUGA
Molecule: messenger RNA, 5546 nt
Organism: Rhopalosiphum padi (bird cherry-oat aphid)
Lineage: Eukaryota; Metazoa; Arthropoda; Insecta; Hemiptera; Aphididae
Gene: mub
Product: poly(rC)-binding protein 2
Exons: 12
Coding region: 881-2116 (411 amino acids)
Biological process (GO): regulation of RNA metabolic process; regulation of gene expression
Cellular component (GO): cytoplasm; nucleus
Molecular function (GO): mRNA binding
Source: RefSeq, a predicted model, not a curated record